AUGUCCGCCAACUACUGGGAGUCGACGCAGAGGCGGCAUUGGCUAUUUACCAAGGAUCAGCUCUCUACCAUGCGUCAGAAGCUCGACGAUGACAAUGCCGACCUCGUGCGCAUGUUUCCCUUGCCGCAGCCACGCCAUCUUGCCAUAUAUUUCAAUCAGCAACUACUCCGCCUGGCAAAACGGCUCAGCAUCCGCCAACAGGCCAUGGCGACUGCGCAAGUCUACCUGAAGCGAUUCUACAUCAAGGUCCCCGUCCGAUCUACGAACCCAUACCUCGUCAUCACAACUUCCCUCUAUCUGGCCUGCAAGAUGGAAGAGGCGCCGCAGCACAUUCGGCUCAUCGUGACCGAGGCCAGGCAGCUCUGGCAAGAUUUCAUCGGCCUAGAUACAUCCAAGAUCGGAGAGUGCGAGUUCUACCUUAUCAGCGAAAUGAGCUCGCAGCUCAUCGUGCACCAGCCAUACAGGACACUGACGUCGCUGCGGACAGAGUUGUCACUGGUAGAUGAGGACGUGCAACUCGCACGCUCCGUCAUCAACGACUCCUUUAAUAGCGACCUGCCCCUCCUCUGCGCACCGCACGUCAUCGCCCUCGUUGCCAUCUUGCUCGCCCUCGUCCUUCGGCCCAAUUCCACCGCCCCCGGCCAGGCAGGAUCGGGCUCUGCCGCCGCCGCCGGUCUUGCCGCCGCCCAGGCAGCCCUGGCCCAGGCCGCAAGGGGCAACGGUGGCAGCAAUAUCCACGGCUUGCCUGAUCCUCCUUCGGCCUCCGAGUCCAAGGAGAAGCAGCAGGAAGCCCGGAUAUCCAGGGUGCAAUAUUUUGCCGCCUGGCUGGCGGAAAGUAGUGUUGAUAUCGCGGCCAUGGUUGACGCUACUCAGGAGAUGAUUUCAUUAUACGAAUUCUACGAGCAGUACAAUGAAAAAUUGACCCGGGAACAAAUUAAUCGUUUUGUUAAGGCCCGAGGUUUAGAUAAAUAG
Metarhizium brunneum ARSEF 3297 is the source of this 972-nucleotide messenger RNA. It is a transcript of the gene SSN8, whose product is annotated as RNA polymerase II holoenzyme cyclin-like subunit. Gene Ontology annotation, molecular function: cyclin-dependent protein serine/threonine kinase regulator activity. Gene Ontology annotation, cellular component: nucleus; mediator complex. Gene Ontology annotation, biological process: positive regulation of transcription by RNA polymerase II. The record is from RefSeq and is a predicted model, not a curated record. NCBI's taxonomy places the organism in Eukaryota, Fungi, Ascomycota, Sordariomycetes, Hypocreales, Clavicipitaceae.